UCCCACACACGGUCGCUUCCUGUGCUGACUCACAACACAGGAAGCGACGCACUGAUUUUCAAGUGAGAGACUUUACAACUGCUUUUUAUAAUACACACACUGACAGAGAUUCCCGACUGAGCUGAAUUGGCCCUUACAGCAUCAUACAGCGGUAAACAGAGCAGUACUGAAUCAUGGAGAGCAGCACACAGAGAUCACCUCUUUCUUCAUGGAGGGACUGUUUUGUAUUAAAGCGGAUCCGCAUGUUGGUCCCUGUUGGUUUCAAGGCAGAAAUAAUAGAGUUGUCUAAACUGUCCGGACCUGUGAUUAUAUCCCAGCUCAUGGUUUUUCUAGUGAGUUUUGUCAGUACUGUUUUCUGUGGCCAUCUAGGGAAGACGGAGCUGGCAGGGGUGUCUUUGGCUAUAGCAGUUAUAAAUGUUACAGGUAUAUCUAUUGGAUCUGGUCUGGCUGCAGCAUGUGAUACUCUGAUUUCUCAGACCUUUGGGAGCCGUAACCUCCUGAGAGUUGGGGUCAUUCUGCAGCGGGCCAUCCUCAUUUUGCUACUGGCGUGUUUCCCAUGUUGGGCGAUCCUCAUUAACACAGAGCCCAUUCUGUUGGCUGUCAAACAGAAGCCAGAGGUAGCCAGGUUGUCUCAGUUGUAUGUGAAGAUCUUCAUGCCAGCUCUUCCUGCUACUUUCAUGUAUUCAUUAGAAACAAGAUAUCUGCAAAACCAGGGCAUCAUAUGGCCGCAGGUAAUCACAGGCAUUGUGGUCAAUCUUCUCAAUGCUUUAAUCAACUACAUCUUCCUUUACAUAUUAAAUAUGGGAGUAGCAGGCUCUGCUGUUGCCAACGCCCUUUCCCAGUUCUCCAUGGCUGCUAUUCUCUAUGCUUAUAUCCUGUGGAAAGGUCUUCAUAAGGCCACCUGGGGAGGCUGGUCUAAAGAGUGUCUGCAGGACUGGGGCUCAUACAUCCACUUGGCCAUCCCCAGCAUGGUCAUGCUAUGUGUUGAGUGGUGGUCGUAUGAGAUUGGAGGCUUUCUGGCAGGUCUAAUAAGUGAGACUGAGCUUGGAGCUCAAUCAGUUGUGUACGGACUGGCAAAUGUUGCAUACAUGUUCCCUAUGGGUUUUGGUAUAGCAGGCAAUGUAAGAGUUGGAAAUGCACUGGGAGCAGGAGACACAGAGCAGGCUAAGCUGUCUGCUAAACUGACAGUGUUCUGUGCAGUGUCGGUCUCUAUAUGUUUGUCAGUACUUCUGGGGAGCUUGAAGAACCAUAUCUCUUACAUCUUUACAUAUGAUGAACAAAUCCGGGAAAGGGUUGCUGACAUUAUAAGUUUAUACGCUCCGUUCGUCCUCUUAGAUGCAAUAGCAGCAUCCUUGGGAGGCAUUAUAAGAGGAGCAGGCAAACAGAGGAUUGGGGCUAUUUGUAACAUUUUGGGAUAUUAUGGUGUUGGUUUUACCGUUGGCGUGCCACUGAUGUUUGUAGCCAAGUUGGGAAUUCAAGGUCUGUGGAUAGGCUUGUUUACCUGUGUGUUUCUGCAGUCCUCAUUCCUGAUUUUCUAUCUGUUGAGAAUGAACUGGAAGAAAGCGACAACUGAGGCUCAAAUCAGAGCGGGAGUUUGUGGGAGGUCCACGGACACAAGUCCCCAACCAGAUGAUACAGACACCCUGGACCCGGUUGACACUGAGGCGGAGCCAGCAGUAAAGACAGUGGAGGAGGAGCAGCUUUCUCACAGGUCUCUGGUUCUGCGUAGGGGCCUGGCUCUGGCUGCCAUGUUAUUCAUCCUGGCUGAUGGAAUCAUUAUGAACCUGCUGAUCACUAACUUGAUUACGUAAUUGUGAGCAAAGUCUAUUGUAUUUAUUGAAGUAACUCCUAACGCAUCAAUAUGAGGCAGAUGUUAGCAUUGCAGGAUGCCAGAAGACAGGCACACGUGCAGAUGGGCAUUAAGUAGACAGAGCACAGAAAGUGAAAUGAUGUAUUAUCAAUAAAUUAUUCUACUAAAGCAAAAUAUUACUCUAAAAUCAUUAAAUCACAACAUUUUCCAGUGAACCUGCCAGUGUUCGGCUCACAACCACAUACUGUCAAAGAGAAUAUGUCAAACUACAGGCAGUUUGACAACCUUUGUAUUUAAUGCAUUAAAACAGAAGAAUUGUGGUUAUCUUGGGUUCUUAAGGUCAAUCUGAAUCUUCCAUUUGGGACCCGAGAAGUGAGAGCGAGAGUGAGCCAGUAAAAGAGCCAGUAAAAAGAGAUAAGACAGUAAAAACAUUCUUCACUUGAGUUACAAGUCGACAAGACACAUGUGCAGAAGAGAAAAAGAGGGAAACUAAAAUGUUUUAUUGUCUAUGAUCAAACAAUAAAUUAAUAUCUAAAAA
Molecule: messenger RNA, 2348 nt
Organism: Cottoperca gobio
Lineage: Eukaryota; Metazoa; Chordata; Actinopteri; Perciformes; Bovichtidae
Gene: slc47a3
Product: solute carrier family 47 member 3
Exons: 17
Coding region: 174-1811 (545 amino acids)
Biological process (GO): xenobiotic detoxification by transmembrane export across the plasma membrane
Cellular component (GO): membrane
Molecular function (GO): xenobiotic transmembrane transporter activity; antiporter activity
Source: RefSeq, a predicted model, not a curated record